Aspergillus chevalieri is the source of this 1170-nucleotide messenger RNA. Its product is annotated as bZIP transcription factor. Gene Ontology annotation, molecular function: DNA-binding transcription factor activity. Gene Ontology annotation, biological process: regulation of DNA-templated transcription. The coding region runs from base 1 to 1170 and encodes 389 amino acids. Lineage: Eukaryota; Fungi; Ascomycota; Eurotiomycetes; Eurotiales; Aspergillaceae. The transcript has 3 exons. The record is from RefSeq and is a predicted model, not a curated record.
AUGUUUCAAGCACAGGCUCUUAGUACUCCAAAAGCACCUUCAAACAUGCGAGGCCGGACCUGCCAGUUCCCAACAAGCAUUUCCGAGCAACAAACACAACAACGGCGGAAACAAAUCCGAGAAGCGCAGAGGGCAUAUCGGUCUCGCCAACAAUCGCAUCUUGAGUCGCUGAAAACGCGCGUCGCCCAGCUAGAGGAUGUGGUGGCGCAAGUUGGCCAGGUUAUGGGCAUCUUUCAUGAUGCUGUUGUUAAGCAGGAUGUGUUGCUGCCACAGUCUAAAUUGAUGCAGACUGUUAUACUGCUUCAGGAAGAGGUUGGGGAGCAUUUGAAGAGAGCUGAAAAAGCUACUUCCCCUGCUGUCCGUGGUUGUGAGUUCCAGGGGAAGAUUAACAGAGUCCUUUCAGAGGCAUGCCAAUUCACACAUGGCCCUGCUAAUGAAAGCCCUCCUGAAUUACCAUUAACAUCAGACUUCUGGCGCCUAUUUUUCAACUCGACAAACUCCAUCCUCCCACCAAUCCAGACCACAACCUCAAGUCAUGAUGACAACGCGACAUAUCCACCCCUCACCCCAGCCAACCAAACAAUCCCAUACACAACAACACCUUUCACCCAGAAACUCUACCAUGCAUGUGCGAAAAGUGGCCAUCGAUACCUCACUAAUCCCACUGUAACAGACGCGCAUAUGUGGCCCGAAUUCGGACUCAUGUUAGAACACCUUCCGCGGCAAGAAGUCAUCUCUUACUUUGAGCGGGUGCUUAGCACGAGUCCCUGUAAUCCGGUUCUGGAUGAUCGAUUCCCGUUUAUUAGUCUUGGAAAUGCAGGGGUGCGCUUUUCUUCUGGGAUGCACAAUUUACUUCCCUUCCAGGGAACUAAUGGGGUGCGGGUCAUUCCGAGCGAGGAGGAAUGGUUCGAUGUGAAAGAUGUUGAGAAAUAUCUGUUUGAGAAAGGCAUUCAACUCGUUGGAUGCUAUGAUCCCGCUUCAUAUACUGGCGAGUCUAGUCUGAUUGUGCCUGGACAAGUACUUAUGAGUAACAUGAUCGCAUCUCUCGAUGAGGCGACUCUUAUCGACGGACUAAGCCAUCUCUGUAUUUGUAUGGGGUGCGUCGCUGGAUUCCGGCGCCGCGAUGUAGAAAGCUUUAUAUGGCAGAAUGUACAGUGGACUUUGGAUUGA